Messenger RNA from Penaeus monodon (black tiger shrimp), 2381 nucleotides. RefSeq names its product protein sidekick-1-like. The record is from RefSeq and is a predicted model, not a curated record. The coding region runs from base 187 to 2304 and encodes 705 amino acids. The transcript is spliced from 12 exons. Lineage: Eukaryota; Metazoa; Arthropoda; Malacostraca; Decapoda; Penaeidae.
CUUGUAGCGGUCACGGUCGCAGAGGGAGACACGGCCAGACUCCCCUGCCGAUACCCCCGCCACCCCGACGAUACGGUCAGCCUCGUCCUCUGGUAUCUGAACCCCACGACGAGACCCUUCCUCAGUUACGACGCCCGCGCCAAUAUCGACCGGAGUGCCGUGGGCGUGGGCGGUGGGCGGCCGAGGAUGUCACUCAGCAGCGGCGGCACGUCCCUCGUCAUCAGCGACGCCAGAGCAGAGGACGAGGCGGAGUACAGGUGCCGGGUGCACUUCCGGUUGUCUCCGACGUGGACCCAGCGGCUUCUGCUCACCGUGCCAGAGGAGGUUGGGGAUGUGGAAAUAACAGACGGAACAGGCAGACCCUUGCCAGAUGGACGAUUAGGGCCACUACCAGAGGGUGCUGACCUCACUCUUGCUUGCCAGGCUAACCACGGUACCGCACGAGUCGUUAGCCUAGUAUGGCUUCUGGAGGGCGUUGACGUCGAUUCCACGUGGGCGCCGGCGACAAAGGGCGUGGCGAUCAAUCAGCUGACGAUCAGCGGGCUUGAGCAACGCCACCGCAACGCUCACCUCACCUGCCGCCUCACCACCUGGGACCCCGAUCACACCCACGUCGCCGCCAACAUCACCGACGCCUCCACCAUCAUCAACAUGUUCUACGUACCGGAAGCGACUCUGGUGGUGGAAGGAGGCAGACACAGCGCCGGGGGAGGGAGGGAGGUCAUGGAAGGCAAGAAUGUGAUGUUCAUCUGUUCCGUCAGGGCCGAUCCUCCUGCUUAUAACAUCACGUGGCUUCAUAAUGGUCGGGUCGUGGGCGUUGGUGGGCGUAGGUGGCGGCGGGACAACUCUUCCCUUGUGGUCACGCCCGUAUCACGCGAGGACGCCGGUCUGUAUACUUGCCUUGCGUCCAACACUGAGGGCGACGGACACUCCAACGCGGUCCUUCUGAGAGUCGCCCACACGCCGUACUGCUCGGGGAAUCCCCAGCGCCACUACGUCGUGGCCAAGAACACGACGGUGACCCUCACGUGCCAAGUCGAGGCCGUGCCGCAGGACCUCACCUUCGAGUGGAAGCUCGCGGCGCCGCCCAUCACGCACCUCGUCGGCGGGAAUGAUGCGGGGGGCGGGGUCGUCACGGGCGAAGGACCUCCCAAACGCAUCCCCAGCCUGAUUGACCUGACCCCGGGUCACCCGCAAGAACCCGAGCCCUGGGUGACCCCUGCCCCUCGACCCUACGAGGUCCCUCUGCCGGCGUCGUGGGAAGAGACGUCGAGGGAGGAAGCCGACUCGAAUGAGGCUCUCCUGAACCAUCGGCUGGACCCCGACAGCCCCACUCGGUCGGUGGUCUCCAUCACGCCCACUGCGCCCGCCCAGAUCAUCUGCUACGCCCGCAAUCGCGUCGGACGCACUAGAGUCCCGUGCACCUACACCCUAACGGUCGUUGAGCCUCCGGAGCCCCUGAAGGAGUGCAACAUCACGAACAUUGAAGAGACGCGGCUGGAGGUCAAGUGCGACACGCGAGCGCAUACGAGGUCACACGGAGGCGAGGACGGAGGUCAUGUACACCAUUCGCCGAGCUUGAGCUUCGUUAGGUCACCGGAGGCCAGCGCUCAGGCUAACCUCGAGGUUUGGUCCGGGGGAACGCUCAUAACCAACCUGAGCAAGCCACUGCCCGUUUUCUCGGUUCGUGGCUUGCCUCCUCAGUCAGAACUGCGACUUGUCUUGUACGCAGCAACAGCUCAUGCCAGAUCGGCGCCCGUCACGAUGUACACACGCACUCUCCCUCGCUCAACGGUGCAAAUACCAGCGCCCCCGCCCCCGACGAAGCCCAAGGACCAGAAGAAGAAAGGGCGCGACGACCAGAGCCAGUCCAGCGACGGUGGCAUGGGCGGCGGUCUGGGCGUGGCCAUAGGCGGGCUGGUGGGCGGCGUGGGCGUGAUGCUGCUCGUGCUGGUGCUCGUUAUCAUGCUCAUGAGGAGAAGACAGGCGAGGAGAGCGGCGGAGAUGGACUUGGAUCAGACUCCGGACCCCAUGCUCGGGGGGGUCCCGCACGAACUGCUAGACCGUGAAGUGAAUCUUGUGAGCAACUCUGGCGAUGCAACCAAACUGCCACUUCACACUCCGCCUCCGCCAAGGGUGGGGAGACGCCUGAGUCCGCCAGCAGCAGAGGAGGGAUGCAGCAGCGGGAGCGCAGCAGAGGUCACGGAGGCAUCCCCAGCAGAGGUCGACGUGUCCGGGUCAGGUCAAGGCCAGAAGAUGACCCCGGUCUGUGCUCGUGCCAGUGUUUCGCCGAAGAACAAGUGAAGUUCGAGCGGUCUUGUUUGAGGCUUGGGAGGUGAAUUUUGUUAUGUAUAUUUUGUAAUAAAGUUUUUUCUAUUACA